Molecule: messenger RNA, 2786 nt
Organism: Colossoma macropomum (tambaqui)
Lineage: Eukaryota; Metazoa; Chordata; Actinopteri; Characiformes; Serrasalmidae
Gene: coasy
Product: CoA synthase
Exons: 11
Coding region: 282-1970 (562 amino acids)
Biological process (GO): coenzyme A biosynthetic process
Molecular function (GO): dephospho-CoA kinase activity; ATP binding; pantetheine-phosphate adenylyltransferase activity
Source: RefSeq, a predicted model, not a curated record
UGGGCAUGAGACUGCCUUGAGGGAAGCGUAAUGAGGGAACACAGAAACGAUGUGUAUAAAAAUGAUGAAAUUUAGCUGUUAGUUGUCGUAUGAGAGGUUUGCCAACGUAACUUGGCUGUUCACGACGGAUCAGAAAGGCGUUCUGCAUGCCGCGGAAAACUUGUAUUAGCCUGCCAGCUAAACCUUGACGUGACACUUGACAGAGGUAGGAGUCGUGCCAAGAUAGAGUCUAAAACCACACCGAAGUUGCUGGAUGAGGCCGUGGUGAAUAGUUGUUCAUAAUGUCAAUGUUCAGCACUGGUGUCCUGGUUCUCACGUCCCCAUUACACACCCUCCCUUUCCGCCUCGCACCUGUCCUCAGCUCUGCUGCCCAGGUGGUGGAACGCACCCUAUAUGUGCACCUCCACCCCGGUCUCAACCUGGGCACGGGCACACAGGCUCGACCCGCCUUCAUUCAUCCUGUGGUGGACCUUCCCAGUGUCAUCUCUCGCCUCUACAGUAACGCAGCUGACGUGUGCGGCCACCUAGACGUUAGGGUGCUGCUGACUCAUUUCAGGGCGCAGUCAGGAGUGCCUCAGGUUGGGGCAAGUGCUGUCUCCAAUCCUUUCCCUUCUCCGCAGACCCUGUCCCACUCCCCUGAGGUGGUUUUGACAGAUUACCCCCUUCAGGACCCUGGCCAGUCGUCGCUGGUAUCUCAGUGUCUGCAGAGGUACGCAGGUUACUGCUAUGUCUGCACACCUGGGCUGUCCUCAGUCAUACUGCAUCCACAGCUCAAGCAAGCGAAGAGCGAGGAUGAGGAGCAGAAAAGAACAGAAAGAACCGAACCCAUAGAGACAUACAGUGACGUGGUCGUGGGUGGAACCUUUGACCGCCUACAUGGUGCCCAUAGGACCCUGCUUAAUAUUUGCUGUCUGCUGGCCAAUAGGCGCUUUCUGAUUGGGGUGUGUGACCAAGAGCUCCUUAAAAAUAAGGUGUUGAAGGAGCUGAUUGAACCAUAUAGUCAGCGCGUGCAGAAGCUCAAGGAGUUUCUAAAUGAUGUCAAGCCGUCUCUCCAGUAUGAGAUUGUUCCUCUGUCUGACCCCUUUGGCCCGUCUAUCACUGACUCUCAGCUGCAGUGCAUUGUGGUCAGUGAGGAGACGAGGAGAGGCGGUGAGGCUGUCAACAGGAAACGCGCAGAAAAUGGUUUAUCAGAGCUGGUACUGUAUGAGAUCCCACUAAUUAAAGAUGCACAUCACACAGACAUAGAGGAGGAGAAGAUCAGUUCAUCCAGUCUGCGCUCACGACUACUGGGCACACUCCUCAAGCCUCCCAUGCCUCGGCCUGCUCUCUCUCAGGUGCCUUAUGUGAUUGGUCUGACAGGGGGCAGCGGGAGCGGGAAAAGCGCUUUGGCGCAGAGACUAGAAGGGCUUGGAGCAGUACGGAUUGACGCUGACCAACUUGGCCAUGAGACCUACAAACCUGGCUGUGUCGCCUACCAUAAGAUACUGCAGGAAUUUGGUACAGAUAUUUUGAAUGAGGAUCAGACCAUUAACAGACGAACUCUGGGAAGAAUGGUGUUCGGGGAUAAGGAGCGAUUGAAAGCCCUGACUGAUAUAGUAUGGCCGGAGAUUGCCCUUCUGGUAAAAGCAAGAAUACAGCAGGCUAAAAAAGAAGGUAAGCAUGUGUGUGUCCUGGAUGCAGCAGUCUUGUUGGAGGCUGGAUGGACAGACAUGGUGCAUGAGGUUUGGGUGGCCAUUAUACCAGAGGAGGAGGCAGUAAGGCGUAUAGUGGAGCGUGAUGGUAUAAGUAAGGAGGAUGCACUGAGGAGACUGCAGAGUCAGUGGUCUAAUGCAAGGCUGGUGGAGCAGGCGAAUGUAGUUCUGUGUACACUGUGGGAGCCAGAUGUUACUCAGAGACAGGUAGUAAAGGCUUGGAAUCUUCUGCAAGAACGCAUUCAGCAGAAAAAAGAAAAAACUGGACUGCCGUCCUGAGACAGCAGUUUUAUAUUCAAGCAUAUGCACACGCUUUAGCAGUUUACUUUCGCAGUCUGAAAGAGUACAAAUCAGAUUUUUGGAGAGAAAUUUGACAGGGCUUUAUCCUUCUUUUUCUUUUUUACUUUUUAACUAUAGCCAAAUAUUUAAGAUGUUGACUGGUGGUCCUUGCCUCAGUGGAUUGUGUGGGCAUCUCUCUGUAUGGACAGGAGGAGUGGACCGUUACGUCCCACCACACCCAGAACUGCACUUAAUCUGAAGUUUUGACUGCAUGACUGGAUUAGAUUCUUCACGUGGAAAGGCCAGGUAUUGUUUAUGACACUAAUCAGGAAUUGCCAGAAUGGCAGCCAACACUAGCUCUGAGAUGAUUAGCAGAGGACGUGUUAAACAUAAUAAAUGUAUUGCCACAUAUUUAGUGCAGUGCAGUGGCUGUGGGCGAUAAUGUACAUGGUUGCUGUACAGCUCUUUGCUUUAAGUCAGUUAAGAGCCAGCAUAUUUCUAAUGAAAAUGUUCUUGACAUAUAUAGUAAUUUGUGGCACUGUGAGGCUUCAGGAUUAAAAUUUUAUGUCUAUUUUUAAUGGUUUAUUUGUUAGUCGCAGUUUUCUAUUUGUACUGAAAAAGUGGGCCAGUCACUCCUACAAGUUCUAUAACUGGUUGGUUUAGUUUUGAUUCUGUCAGAAUUUUCGACCCCAGUGUUACUUCUCAUUGUCUGUAUGAUCUGAAUCAUCGCUUAUGCAAUCGUAGGAAAUGUAAGAAGAAAUUUAAAAUGAUUAAAGGGGAGGACUGAUGCCAGUUUGGUGUUACUUUAACCUCUUA